This is a messenger RNA of Salmo salar (Atlantic salmon), 2823 nucleotides long. RefSeq lists its product as uncharacterized. NCBI's taxonomy places the organism in Eukaryota, Metazoa, Chordata, Actinopteri, Salmoniformes, Salmonidae. Gene Ontology annotation, molecular function: myosin binding; actin binding; calmodulin binding. Gene Ontology annotation, biological process: muscle contraction. The record is from RefSeq and is a predicted model, not a curated record.
GAGAAAGAGUCGGUGAAAGAGAGGGAGAGUCUUUACGUUGCCAUCGAGCAUCAGAGGAGAGGGGAUCUAAAGGAAGUCCUGUGUUUGUGUGAAAGAGAGAGAGAGAGAGAGAAAUAGAGGGAGAGAAAUAGAGAGAGAAAUAUAUAUAGAGAGACAGAGAGAGAAAUAGAGGGAGAGAAAUAGAGAGAGAGAGACAGACAGAGACAGAGAGAGAGAGAGAGAGAGAGAGAGAGAGAGAGGGGGGGAGGAAACACCACAUAAAGAGACAGAAGAGACCCUUUCCUGGAACUCUCCAGUCCUCUCGGAGUGUCGCCGCUCACUGAAGGAGAAAGACAGCAGUGUUUUAAAGAGGAACAGUGUACCUGGUUGUCAUUCUGCUGACGGCUGAGACAAACAGAGAAGAAGAAAUGUCUGGUCAUUUACAAAGGAGAAACUCUAGCAAGGCAGGUCUGCAGAACCUCCUCAGGGUGACGGCCCAGCGCAGUAUUGAGGAUGCUGAGGAGAUAGAGCGGGAACGACGACGGAGGGCCAGGGAGAGACAGGGAGACCAGGUCCCCCACACCCACACUGGCCCAGCCAGCACCACCAGCCCCACACCAGACAAUGGGCUCCAGGAGCUAUAUCCAUUGUGUGAGAGUGAGCUGAAGGCUAGUGGCUGCCAGUUGGCUCUGGAGGAGGACGAGGGCUUCAGUGACUGGACCCAGAGGUUGGAGAAACGCAGACAGCGCCACCUGGAGGAACAGGAGUCCUGGGAGCAGCAUCAGCCCCAGCAGCAUCAACCCCAGCAGCAGCAUCAGCCCCAGCAGCAUCAGCCCCAGCAGCAGCAGCAUCAACCCCAGCAGCAUCAGCCCCAGCAGCAGCAGCAUCAGCCCCAGCAGCAUCAACCCCAGCAGCAGCAUCAGCAUCAACCCCAGCACCAUCAACCCCAGCAGCAGCAGCAGCAGCAGCAGCAGCCCCAGCAGCAUCAACCCCAGCAGCAGCAGCAGCAUCAGCCCCAGCAGCAUCAGCCCCAGCAGCAGCAGCAUCAGCCCCAGCAGCAUCAACCCCAGCAGCAGCAGCAGCAUCAGCCCCAGCAGCAUCAGCCCCAGCAGCAGCAGCAUCAGCCCCAGCAGCAUCAACCCCAGCAGCAGCAUCAGCCCCAGCAGCAUCAACCCCAGCAGCAGCAUCAGCCCCAGCUGCUCAGGCUAAACGGAGCCUCCCCAAUCAGGCCCUGCUUGAAGACACGUCCUGGACCUGGGCCCGAGGAGAGGGAGGAGAAGGAGGUAGAGUGGGAACGAAGAGCCAGCAACAAGACACAAGACGCUUCAAGAAGAGUAACAGAUGACAAGGUAGUGGAGAAGAAGAAAUCUGAGCUGAAGAUCUCCUACACCUCUAAAGUCAUGAGACACGUCAACAGUAACGGUGAAGCAUCUGGAGCGGAAGUGACCUCAUACCUAGUUGCAGGGAAACUGUCUCCAAGUCGCAGUGGCAGCUUGGGAGGGCAGAGAAAGGAGGAGGUGGAUGGAGAGGUUACCGUGGGGCUGCUGGAGACAGAGAAGACACCAGGCCAGGGACAGGGCACCCUAGAACAGCUGAGACAGAGACAGCAGGAAGACCAGGAGGAGAUGGAGGAGUUGAACCGCAGGAGAGAGGAGAAACGCAGAGCCAGGGAGGAGGAGGAGCACCAGAGAGAGAAAGAGGAGCAGCACAGACAGGAGCAGGAGGAGGAGGAGAGGAAGAGGGUGAAAGACGGGAUGGAGAGUAAGAGGAUGUCGGCUUCAGAGAGAAGGAUGAAGAACCUCAGUAUUUCCAGCAUUGAGGGAGACGAGUCCUUCAGCCCCUUCAGUCCCAUGAGCCCCACCUUCAAGAAUGACACCGAGGAGAGGAUGACGUCUGAGAAUACCUGCACGAUCAACGAGAGGACUGAGUCUCUCAACCGCUCUUUGCAGAAAAGUAACAGCAUCAAGAAGACACAGCCUCCCAUCCCCAUCUCCAAGAUCGACAACAGGCUGGAACAGUACACUCAUGCCAUAGAGACGUCCUCUAAGGAAGCCAAGGCAGCCAGGCAGCAGGCUCUGAUGGACCUGCCCAGCCCCACUGAGCCUGUGGCCUCCAAGAAGAACCUGUUUGAGGCCGGGGAAGCUUGGAGCCAGACCCCCAGGGAAACACCUUCCAAGGAUACAGAGGGUCUGAACGUAGGCGUGGCCGACCUCAUCCACCAAUGGGUGAAAGGGAACCCAGACGGAAGCUGCAAAAGCCUCUCCAAGCCAGCAGAGGUGAAGGCUGGUGAUGUUCUGAGCAAGAAGAACCUCUGGGAGAAUCUAGGAGACUCUUCACCGGCUGGGAGAGCAGGGAAGGGAGCUUCCUCUGGUAAAAAGUACAAAUUUGUGAUGAUGACUCACGGCAAGUAUGAGAAGGUUGCCAUCGGUGAUGAGGAUUACAACGAGCACACAAACGGAAAAUCAACUGGAUAAUGCCUUGAGGAAUUGUGAAGAACACACGUUGGAUUGUGAUUACUUUGACGAUCACUUCACCUCCUAUUUAUCAUUCAUUCCAUUUAGCCGACAUAUUCCUCUUAAAAACAACAUUUAGAUCAACAUUUCUGAAGCAUAUGCAGUAUGUUAUGUGUACCAGUUGAUUUUCUCUAUAGCAACACACUGCCAACCUGGUAUAAAAUUAUUGACAAACGGUCAAAAAUAUACAAUUAUGCAAAAAUAUUCAUGUUUGUACUCGUUUAUUUUGGACAAUCUUAUCCAUGAAGUCUUUUAGUGAAUAUUUAGUUUUCAUUUACUAUUUUGUUAACUUUAAUUAAAAAAAUGAAAUAAAGUAAAUGAAUGAGGUAAA